Triticum dicoccoides is the source of this 3866-nucleotide messenger RNA. RefSeq names its product TNF receptor-associated factor homolog 1a-like. Gene Ontology annotation, molecular function: protein binding. The transcript has 13 exons. Bases 251 to 3619 code for a protein of 1122 amino acids. The record is from RefSeq and is a predicted model, not a curated record. Lineage: Eukaryota; Viridiplantae; Streptophyta; Magnoliopsida; Poales; Poaceae.
CCUGAGCCGGAGCCUGAGCCUAAGCCUAGCUUAGGCAGCCUCCCUCCCUCGCUAAACCCGAUCCGAUUUCGUUACUCGACUCGACUAGGGCGCACGCACACCCCGCUGCUCCCUUCCCCUCCGUCUCUCCCCCCCACCCCGCCCCUCCCUAUCUCCUCCUCGACGAAGCAGCUGCCAUCGCCGCCGCCUCCGACGUCGACGACAGCGACGUGCAGGAAGGAAAAAGGCGAACCCCAUACUGGAUAGGUUAAUGGCUGGCACUUUGGUCGAAGAUUAUACAGGGGAUGGUAGAUCCUCGUCAACCGAGGACUUGCCAAGUGAUCAACAAAGCCAUUCUGGGGAAUCUUUAGCUGAGUGGAGGUCAAGCGAGCAAGUUGAGAACGGAACACCAUCCACUUCACCAGCUUACUCGGACACUGAAGAUGAUGAUUGUGGGCCAAGGCCUCCUGAACUUUAUGGAAAGUUUACAUGGAGGAUUGAUAAUUUUUCACAAAUCAACAAGAGGGAGCUACGGAGUAACUCCUUCGAUGUUGGCGGUUAUAAAUGGUACAUUUUGAUUUAUCCACAAGGAUGUGAUGUUUGCAAUCACUUGUCACUCUUUCUUUGUGUUGCGAACCAUGAUAAACUACUCCCAGGAUGGAGCCACUUUGCGCAGUUUACAAUAGCUGUAAUUAAUAGAGACCCUAAGAAAUCUAAGUAUUCUGAUACGCUGCACCGGUUUUGGAAGAAAGAGCAUGACUGGGGAUGGAAAAAAUUUAUGGAGCUAUCAAAAUUACAUGAUGGCUUUGUCAUUGAGGAUGUUCUUACCAUCAAAGCUCAAGUUCAAGUUAUUAGGGAGAAGGCAGAUCGCCCAUUUCGUUGCCUUGAUGGCCAGUACCGAAGGGAACUAGUUAGGGUGUAUUUAUCAAAUGUGGAACAAAUUUGCCGGCGAUUUAUUGAUGAAAGAAGAAGCAAGCUUUGCAGGUUAAUUGAGGAUAGACUGAGAUGGUCCAGUUUCAAUGCAUUCUGGCUAGGCAUGGAUCCAAGUAUGCGGCGGAACAUGACAAGGGAAAAGACUGACACCAUAUUGAAAGUUCUAGUGAAACAUUUUUUCAUAGAAAAGGAAGUUACAUCAACCUUAGUAAUGGACUCGCUGUAUACCGGACUGAAGGCUCUGGAAUAUAAGAGCAAGAACCAAGUGGGGUUGUCCAAAUUAACAGAGACAGAUGCUCGAAGCACUUCUAUGGUGCUUGUUGAGCAGGAUAUGUUUGUCUUGGCAGAUGAUGUGUUAAUUUUGCUUGAAAGAGCUACAUUAGACACACUGCCACACCAACAAUUGCCUACCAAGGAUGAAAAAGCUUCACAGAACCGCACAAAGGGAAGCAGCUCGGGCGAUGACUUCAACAAAGACUCUAUUGAGCGCGAUGACAGACGACUUAUAGAGCUUGGCUGGAAGACACUAGAAUUUUUUGCCUUGGCUCAUAUAUUCAGUCGAAUUGAAGUGGCAUACCAAGAGGCCGUGGCUUUGAAGCGCCAAGAAGAGCUCAUCCGUGAAGAAGAAGCUGCUGGGCUUGCAGAAAUCGAACUUAAGGCAAAGCGUAGUGCUGCUGAGAAGGAAAAACGUAUCAGGAAAAAGCAGGCCAAACAAAAGAAAAACAACCGGAAAAAUAAUAAAGGAAAAAAUGAAAGGGUUGACAUGAAGGAAGUAGCUUUAGAGGGCAGUCCAUCAGAUGAUAGAAACCCUGAUGAUUUGUCAAGUCAAGCUGAAGAAGUGACCUCAAAUCCUGACAAUCCUGACGAAGCAUCUGAUAUCUCUGAUAACAGAGAUGAUAAUUCUGAGGUGCUUAAUGUUGAUCUUGAAGACCGUGAAUCCAGUCCUGUUAAUUGGGAAACAGAUGCUUCAGAAACUCGAGGCAUUGUUCCUGAAGUUGGUGAUGUGCAAAAUGAGCAAUCAGGAAAGAGGGCUUCAUUUGUUGAUGAUAGCUCGUCUACUUGUUCAUCUGACUCGGUUCCUUCAGUUAUCUUGAAUGGGUCGAAUGCAGGUGGUGCCUGGACAAAUGUCAAAUCCUCAUCCAAUAGGGGGAACAACCGGAGGAAUAAGGAUACUGAUUUGCGAACAGGGCAUGCACAUGGUGGAUCAAAUCCAGCACCCAAUGGCAGUUAUGGAUCUAGCAACUCAAAGGACAUGAGACCUGAAGCUGGGGAUGACAAAGUUGUGUCACAGAAGAAGCAAAAUGCACAGCGGCAUGUUGAUGUUAUGAGCCCCUCCAAGUUAAGAAUGACGGAGUCUUCCAUUCCUUCUGUGAGCCCUGUUAAGAAGCAACCUAUCUUCUCCCAGCAGCCAAAAUCUUCACUAGAAAGUACUAACAAUCUGAGUUCCCGUGCAACCGAAGUUUCAGCUGCUGCAGCUAGUACUACCACUACCAGAACGGGUGUGGCUUCCACCCCAACUGUUCAGCUAGUUCCAAAUAAAGGACCUCCGUCUGUUCCUCCAACUCAUAAUGAGAGGUCAGUUCCAGUUGCAAGUCGACCUCUGCAGAUACCUGUGCCCACCAAAUCUGAAACUCAGAAGCCAACUUCUCUAGUAAAUAGCUCUAGUGCAACCAAGGUCAUUACAGCUUCAAGGCCCUUGAGUGCCCCGCAAGUCCCUGCAGCAAAACAAGUGGCACCUGCUGUUUCAACAGUUCAGACUGCACCAGUUCUUUCUCGUUCGAGGAGUGCAGUUGGACGGUUGGGCAAUGAGCCCUCUGCCAGUGCUCCUAGCUACAUUCCCCGGUCAUACCGUAAUGCCAUGAUGGAGAAAACUUCUGUUGCAAGCGGUCUUACUCAUCAGACUAGUUCCUCAGUGCAAGGAGUUUCACACUCACAAUCAAUGUUUGCAUCAUCUGCUUCCAUUCUGUCACCAGAUAACUCUGCUAGGACAGAAAAGUCAUCAUUGGAACCUGGAUUUACGUUUGGAACAGUGAAGCCUGAGUCACUCAAUCAGUACCAGUGGAGAGAACAUAGCUCACAGCAGGCAAGCUGCAGUAGCAGCAGCAGUAAUGAUCAUGGUCUACUGAAUUCAAGUGUGGGCAAUGAGUCUGAUAAGCUCAAUUUGAAUGGAAGACCAAGAAGCAAGCAGCUGUUGUCUGAAAUUUCGACCAGAUUCACUCCAUACCAACCGCAAGGCCUGGUCGGCGACGAGUUUCCACACCUAGACAUCAUCAACGACUUGCUGGACGAGGAGCUCGGUGACAGAAGAAAGGUUCUACAGCCGGGGUUUGUUCGGCAGUUCUCUAUGCCGAAUAACGUUCCCAAUAACGCCAGCACACCUGAUUAUGGCAUGUUUAAUGAUCAGUACCUGUUUGAUCAGUCGGAGCAAUACUAUGAUGAGGAGCUUGCACCGUACUACAGUGAUCUGAACGGUGGCCCUCAAGGGCUUAGGGACAGGAGUUAUUCACAGUUUGAUCUCCCCUCAUAUUCAAACAGCCAAUUUGAUGAUAUGGUGAUGGGCCAGUGGCCAUACAGCCGCGCCGACAACUCCAUGCCGAACUUCGGGGCAGACAUCAAUGCCUACCCCUAUCAGUCGAGGGAUUACCAGACGACCUCAGCGAAUGCAGCAAGCCGCUACCCAUCCUAUCACCCUGGGAAUGGGCAUUGAGCCCUUUCAGAGAUGAAUAAUGAUUGCAACCGUAAUAAUGCGUUGUUGUAGUCCAUGCUGUUUGCUUCUGAGCCGAGUGUAAUUGUAAUCCUUCCAUAGAGCUACUGGUCUUUUAAAGAAAUGCUUCUCAGUUCCUUAAUAGCUAUGUUUCUUUGCUUGAUAUAUUUCAGUCAGUUUUGCCCUGUGCCUGGUAAAGAAUAUCAAAUCAAUUACAUGCAUACAUAGUUACAUAUAUUGGAGCCUUGCA